AUGGAAUUUGAAACCAACUACCACAUCAACGUCAACGGCAACGGUAACACUAAAAUAAACGGCAACGGUAAUACCAAGGACAGUGGCAUCGGCAACUGUAACAGCAACGAUAUCCACCACCGUCACACCAAUGGCCACCACCACAACAACGACCAUGCAGUAUACGAAGCCAACCAAGUCAUCGUCGCCACUGUCAAUCAACCGAAAUCCAUCAAAGCUCGCCUCCAAGCCGGCGAUUGCCUGUACGGCAUGUCGUUUCUUAGCUUCUGUCCGACCAUGGUGGAGAUAGCGGGAUGGUACCCUCCAAAUGGAGUUCGUGGAGUGGCAACACCAAUUGUGAGAGCCUCAAGGUUUGGAAUCGACGAGAGCUACGCAAAGAAGUACGAGAAAGACUUGUUGAUCUUGUGUCAGGUUGAGACCGCAGAGGCCGUAGAAAACGUAGAAGGGAUUGCAGCCGUUGAUGGGGUUGAUGGCAUUAUGGUUGGACCGUUGGAUCUGAGUGCAAGUGUUGGGUGCAUGCACGAUCCCAGAAAUGAAAAGGUGAAAGAGAUGAUGAGGAAGAUUGAGAGCACCGUCUUAGGAAUGAAGAGGAAAGAGGGCGGUGGGCCCUACUUGGCUGGCUUCGCUAUGCCAUUUGACGGUCCGGAUCAGUUCAGGAGCCGCGGCUACAAAUUGAUUCGUGGGGUCACUGAUGUUGGCUUGUUCAAGAACGCAUGUGUUGGUGACGUCAGCAAGUUCAACAUGAACAAGAAGAGGGUUGUUAAUGGUGAGUACUAA
Molecule: messenger RNA, 777 nt
Organism: Arachis duranensis
Lineage: Eukaryota; Viridiplantae; Streptophyta; Magnoliopsida; Fabales; Fabaceae
Exons: 2
Coding region: 1-777 (258 amino acids)
Cellular component (GO): cytoplasm
Molecular function (GO): aldehyde-lyase activity
Source: RefSeq, a predicted model, not a curated record